This is a messenger RNA of Acanthoscelides obtectus, 557 nucleotides long. Lineage: Eukaryota; Metazoa; Arthropoda; Insecta; Coleoptera; Chrysomelidae. The record is from the annotation of a GenBank genome assembly.
AUGUCUGUAUUUGCGUUUAGUUUUUAUCAAAAUAUUAAUUACAUUACUGCUAGUAUUGGUAUUCGCAAUUUCAUUUUUCAAUGUAAUGUUAAAUUAGCAACUACGAAGCCAUUCAUUGGAAAUAUACACAGUUGGCCACAACUUAUUCUUCCCCGGUGGUUUAUAAGAGACAUUCCAGAGCUAUACGCGUCGCGCUCUCUAACGUCGAUUUAUCGGGUCGACAUUCAUAAUCGCUUUAAAUGGCUUUAUGUCAGGCGGCCAGUAAAUAUGGAGAUUCAACAUCACUCCAGUAUUCAGGUUUAGGUGAAUGGGGAGCUCAACGCUGCGGCCAUGAUGUGGAAUUCAUAAGCUCGAAGAUACCAAACUUGAUAAAUUGUUACAAUAUUAUAUAUUUAACUAGUAUACUUCUAAGAAAUUUGUUGUAUACUUUUUAAUUCAUAAGUUCAGUUUAAACCCAAGCACAAGUAUAUAUUUCUAGACACUUUAUGUUCAUUGAACACUGCCGUUAUAAUUUAUUCGAAAAAUCUGUAGUUAGACCAAUAAACAUUGUCAUUAUU